ACCAAGUGCUAUGCAAGCCCAUUCCUCGCUGCAGCCCCACUUCUCCCUUCGGCGUGUUCUGCCGCAGCUUCAAAACCCUCCCGAUGUCUGAUAGCCGUGCAGCCCCUCUCCUGCUGCCCCAGCAAACAAAUCACAAGCCCGUGGCUGGCCCAGGAAGAGAGAGUGAUGGGAAUCAGAGCGUCGGCCAACGAGAUGAUCCACUCACCGCGAGGAUGGUUUUGGAAAGGAAGGACAUGCCGGAGUCUGACCCAGCGGCACCCCCGCCUCUCCCAGGGAAAACACCAAGAGAGAUCGUGCCAGCCAGACGAAUGAGCAGCUCGCAGCUCAGCUUGCCUGAGCCCCCCUCGCCAAUGCAGGACGCGGGAGCUGGCAGCUCUGCCCAGCACGGCCUCAUUUACCGCAACGUAGGAGAAAUGCGAGCACACUUGGUGCCAGCCAAGACAGGCCGAGGGGAGUCACCUGAAAAGCUCCCCUCUGAGGCCAGCGGUGAUCCUCUCCCUCCACCCCUGCCAAAAAAGCAGCUCAGUAGAACCAGGUCCUUGCCCGAGAUGCAGACUCAUCACUACUACCCGUGCAAGAGUGCCCACUUCCCCACGCCGCACUAUGUCUACAACACCCUGUAUGAAGUCUCCACACCCAGCAGGGGAGGCAGCCGCAGCUACUCUGAGUCGACGGAAAGACUUUUCUGCGGCCCUAAAAGAUACUUGUCUAAGUCCCAAAGCCUGGGUGAAUCUGAGCCCUGGGACAUCCUGCGUAAAGCUCGCCCUGUCCCUGUCGCCAGGCACAUCACCACAGAAGAACUGACGUUCACUACUCCCGAUGGGGAGCUCGUCUACUUCUUCGAGGACCUGGAGAGCACGGCCAACGUCUAUGAGAAGGUGAUGGGAUAUCACCUGGCGUCUUUGAUCCAUCUCACGGCAAGGGCGCAGGAGCUCCUGGGCGGAAAGGAGGAGCAGCAGCAGCUGAUGGGAGCAGAGCUUGCAGGAAAGAAGAAGUGGGCAGAUUUCACGCUCUUAGACAAGGAGCCAUGUUGUGAAACAGGAGACGCCUGGUAUUAUCGUGUUUCCUGUGCCUCUGAGCAAGCCCAGCAAAUAUUCGCAGCCAAGGUCCAUAAAUCCUAUCCCUGCAGUCUCUCUGUACAGAUGUCUGCAGGGGCACAUUUCAACAUUCAGCAAGUGUUUGGGUGCUUCGUUGAUUCCCUCCCUAUAGACCUCAUGCCACUGGAAAGGCCUCAGAAGCUAGGUCAGUUCUGUCCUGGAGAACAUGAGGAAGCUGUUUCUACCAGUGCAUCUCUUUCUCUUAACCAAGUGGCCAUCUCUCCUGAGGUUCCUUAUCAAACCCUGGCUGAUUUUGUGAAGGGAUCACAAGAUCUCCACAGCUCUAGGCCUGGGCACUAUGAACGCCUGGCUUGCCUCCUCCUGCUGCAGUUGUGUACAGGGCUGGAGCACCUCAAGCAGCAGAAGGUUGCUCACUACAACAUUCACAUGGAGAACCUGCUCUUGGUGCAGUGUCCAUCUCCUCACCUGGGCCAGCAGGACAAAGAUCCAUCUGCAGAGCUGUCGCUUCCAAGGUUGGUCAUCAGCAACUUCUCUAAAGCUACAGGAAAGAAGACAUCUACUUCUGUGGCCCAAGAUCCAGACCAAGUCAACAUGGCCCCCAAAUGGCCCUCUGUGGCUCACUUCCAAAAUGCAGAGGGGUUCCAGGUAGGCAUAUUGGUCUAUGAGAUCUUGCAUCAGCCCAACCCCUUGGAGAAGCCCUCGGGACUCAGGAACGGUGACCUCCCUGCUAUCCCAGCCCUGUCCAUCUAUUCGUGGGGGCUCCAGAACCUGGCCACCCUGCUUCUUCACCCAGAUCCCCGCAGGAGUGUGCCCAUCAAACAAGCAAAGAACAUGCUGCAGGUCUUGCUGUGGGGACCACGCCAGGAGCUCUUUGCCAGGAACCAAAUCACUCUUGUCUUGCUCCGGAACUGGGUGGUGAUUAAAAGGGUUCUGCUGCUGCUGAAGUUUGCAGAGAAGGUGUCUGAGGCAGGGGGGACCAUACGGCUGGAAGAGUGGUUGUGCUGUUUGUACUUCACAGAGACCACUGAGCACACACUCCUCCACACCCUCAGGAUUAUGCAUGCUUCAGAAAGCCCUGGGGCACAUUAGACUUAAUAGCUUAUGCAUCAGUUAUGAAAUCCGUGGAUUCACUGGACUCUAAGAUUCAUCUCAACACUUCAUUCUUCAGAAAAGGACACGCUGAGUUUUAUGCAGUUAACCUGGGGCGGGGGAUGUUAGACUUUUAAGAUUCAGGUCCUAUUUACUCUAAAGUUUCUGUGGCACUUUGACUAAGAAUAGGGCCAGAGGGGCCAGGUACAGGUGGACUGCCGCAGGUGGAGCUCUGGGGUGGAACAUACCUCCCUGCUCCCUGACACACACCGAGAGUGGGCAGCUUGCUCAGCAUCUGAGAGGGGACAUGAUAGCAGUUUUCAGGUAUCUAAAAGGGUGUCAUAAGGAGGAGGGAGAAAACUUGUUCACCUUAGCCUCUAAGGAUAGAACAAGAAGCAAUGGGUUUAAACUGCAGCA
Messenger RNA from Trachemys scripta elegans, 2564 nucleotides. RefSeq names its product PEAK family member 3 (gene PEAK3). Gene Ontology annotation, cellular component: focal adhesion; actin cytoskeleton. Gene Ontology annotation, biological process: protein phosphorylation. The transcript is spliced from 4 exons. Lineage: Eukaryota; Metazoa; Chordata; Testudines; Emydidae. Gene Ontology annotation, molecular function: protein kinase activity. The coding region runs from base 84 to 2147 and encodes 687 amino acids. The record is from RefSeq and is a predicted model, not a curated record.